This is a messenger RNA of Rhodamnia argentea, 805 nucleotides long. RefSeq names its product protein RADIALIS-like 4. NCBI's taxonomy places the organism in Eukaryota, Viridiplantae, Streptophyta, Magnoliopsida, Myrtales, Myrtaceae. The coding region runs from base 281 to 559 and encodes 92 amino acids. The transcript has 2 exons. Gene Ontology annotation, molecular function: DNA-binding transcription factor activity. The record is from RefSeq and is a predicted model, not a curated record.
CAAUCACUCCCUUGGUUGUAUUCUCAUUAAAACCAAUUUAUGUUCAUCUCUCCGUUCUUCAUGUUAUCCGGAAUCGUGUGGUGGUUCAAAAGGAGGCCUACCUUUUGGGCAAUAAUGAUUUGACAAGUGGCUCCAUUCUAGUGCCACCUUCAUCUGUUUAAAGGCCAACACUAGGUCAAUUUUCUGUUGCAGGUCAAAUUAGCUACCCUUCUAAACUUGGCCCUGUGCACCUGAAACACUUCUUCUUUCGUUUAGUUGGCUUUGUCUUUUACUAUUUCAUAUGGCAUCGAGUUCACUUAGUGGGAACCAUGGCUCAUCAUGGACACCUAUGCAGAACAAACAGUUUGAGAGGGCUCUGGCUCUGUAUGAUAAGGACACGCCGGACCGUUGGCAGAAUGUUGCCCGAGCUGUGGAAGGAAAAUCGGCCGAUGAAGUGAAGAGACACUAUGAAGUGCUUGUGGAGGAUCUCGAUCAUAUCGAGUCGGGUCGCGUUCCGGUUCCGGACUACAAGAAGGGUGGGAGCAGUGGCAGCAUUCAAGUUGGCAGUGCAGGCUUCUGAGGAGGCAUCUUAACCUGCAAGAACAGAGUAGCUAAAUUGCAGGAAGGAGACGGAGAAACUAGGAGAUCUCUCUCUCUCUCCCUCUUCAUGUUCUUGUUCUUGUACUAUGUAAAAGGUUUGUCUGCAGCAGUAGUUUGCUCUUUGCACGCGUCUCCAUAAUACACCAGCCGUUUGCAUAGUAAAAUGGUGAAGCAUAAUCAAAGGGUGACAACUGAGAGACAAAGGCAUGUGCAGAGCCAUUCCUCU